Micropterus salmoides (largemouth bass) is the source of this 5127-nucleotide messenger RNA. RefSeq lists its product as uncharacterized. The coding region runs from base 239 to 4708 and encodes 1489 amino acids. The transcript has 4 exons. The record is from RefSeq and is a predicted model, not a curated record. NCBI's taxonomy places the organism in Eukaryota, Metazoa, Chordata, Actinopteri, Centrarchiformes, Centrarchidae.
GGCCCAGAGCUCGGGAUGAACGGGGAGUUAGUCAGUCGUUUUUAAGACCAGCAACAAGGAGGACUUCUCUGCUGUUUACAACAGAUGCCACAUGGAAUAACGUCAACAACGAAAGAGCAGCUUUAUUUACUGCACGGACUCCGGAUGUUACUAACCGUUACGGUUGAAGUUGGACCUUGUCGAGAUCUAAACGAAAGGUACCUCUUCAGCCCACUGCAAGGCUUAACGGAGGACAAAAAUGCAAUCUUGUGCAUGGAUGAAUGGACAGUACCAACAGCAUGGACCACUCUCUCAGUCCUCACAAGCUGCUACUCCUCUUACCCAUGACACAAUGAGGAAUCGGCAAGGUGGGACAGCAAAUAACUGUUAUCUGUACAGGACAUUGACCACAGGAGGCCAACCACAACAAAGUGCACAUUUGGCCUUUCGCGAUGGAGCUUACUCUAACAGACAGAUGUCAAGCUGGCAUGCCUCAGCAGUUUCUCAUCAGACCGUUUCUCCUCAGCAGCCAGCUAGAGUGAACACAAACAAUUAUCUGACGGGCUUAAAUGGCAAUCUGCAAAAAUCCUCUACUAAUAUGCAAAGUGGAAAUCAUGGUUUGGUGGUCACUAAUGGAGUUCAGGUUGCCAGGCAGCAAGAUUUUCAUCAGAACUCUAUGGGAAAUUGGAAUCAGUCAAUAUGGGCACAAGAUGGUAACAUGUCUAAUCGCCAAUAUUGUAGAGUUCAGAAAAGCUUGUCUCAAAAUGUAAAUGGAGCGUCAACUCUACCUGUUUCAGCAUACACUACAACAGCUACCUCGCUUCCACAUGAACAGGUGGGUCGGACCAACAAAUUAAUGUCUGCACAAAACAGACAGACUGCUCAUAACCAAUAUUACAGACAAAACAGCAUUCAGCAUGGAUUCUCUCCUUCCUUCCCACCAACCUAUGAUAUGGCUGUCUCUCAGUCUUUCACAAACAGCAUUACAGCAAACACAGCAAGUGAACAGAGUUCGUACAGCAUGCUCCAGAAAACUCAACAAUACUCCAGUCAAAGGAACAAUGGGGACGAGGCCACCACCUCUGUUAACUCAAAUUCAUUCGGCCGCCAGUAUGAAACCAACCCGUUCUUGGCAAAAACAAACAACCCUUCCUUAAAUCCAGCUGCUGAUACACAACAAAUGCCCAGCCGCCAGAUGAUAGUUGCAGGAAUUGCAGACAGCCUACGUAAUUCUUUCACUGCUAGCUCAGAUGGUCGACCUCUAGUGUAUACCAGUUCACCAUACAAUGGGAAACAUGCCAGCGAGGUCAGAAUGAUGGAGUCUAAUCAAAGUAUGCAACCUGUGUCGACUGUGACAGAAAGUUACAGCCCAAAUGCCUUGCAGUCUUUACCAUUCAGUUCUAGGCAAUCUUUGCCUGAAACCACCCGCAGUGUUAUGUCAAGACAACAGCACAGCGUAGAUACGCCACCUCAGCAAAGCUCUGUACCAAAUGUCUCCUAUAAUAAUACAGCAAGAGAUGGAAGUGGAAGUAAGACAGCCAAUGCAUUUUUUCCUGUUGGAUCUUUAAGCAACGCAUCUCAACUGAUGCAACUGCAUAAGACCCAAUCAUUUGUAGCAAACAAUGGUGAAAUGCUUGAAAUACUUGAAAGGCUCUCAUCAGUCAAGUCAAAUGACAGCUCCAUUCACUCAUCUCCAGGUCGAACAGGCGCAAGAGCUGUUGCUGUUGUACAGCCGUUGUCACAGGAAAGCUACCAAAUUGCCAGCGAGCAUACCUCUUCUAACACAGUCGAUCAAAUGGGUGAAUGCACUGCAACAAAUGAAUCUAUAAAUAAACCAGAGAAAUUAAGUUCACCAGCUGUGACAACAAACCAAAUGUCUCCAUGUUUGAGAGAAGAAUCUAAUCUUUACCCAGAAAGCCCAAACAGGUUGAGGUCUAACAAAUCUUCACGAACAUCCAGUGAUGGUACUUACGAGAAUCAAGACUUGUCACCUAAACAGAUAUGUGCUGAUGACACAGGAUCUGAACUGGCCAUUAACAUGCAAGUAGAUCAGUGUGUUUCACCAACGACUCAACAAUCACUGACCUCUGAAGUGCCAGUAAUCCAAUGCGGUGAUGAGGAGGAAAGCGUAAAUCCAGCUGAUGAAGCGCUUUCCUCAGUACCAACAGUCCCGUGGACAAGUGCCAUAUUAAGUAAGUGCUUAGAGUAUGCCGAAAAAGAGAUGUGCAAAAGAGAUUUUCCUACGGUUCAUUCUGGAAGCCAGUGUUUAAACAUGUUUUGGGAUGGAAGCAUUGCAAACUUGGCAGGAUUGCUCAGGACAGGCUGGUAUAAGAAUUUAAUUACGUGUGUUACAAAGUUCAUUUAUGAACAUGUAACACCAGACACUGUCAUAUUGUCACAAGUAAAGAAAAACUUCAACAGCUACCAUGUCCUCCAACAUGAUGAAGUUUAUUCAGAACCAGAACCCUACAAAUCAUCAUGGUUGAAUGUCAACGAACAGCUAGAUGACAUUGAUAAAGAGUUUGGCUUCCAGUGGUCUUUGAAGCAUCGCCUUCACGUACUUGAGAGUGACAGUCAGCCAGAUCAAGUUGGGACAGGCAACAGCAUUCCUGCACAAACUGAAAGUGAGGCGUCAAUCAGGGUCUCGUCACCAACUGAGCUUGAACCAGUUGACUCGAGUGACGAAAAACAAGCCUCCAGUGUUUCAACGCAAACUGUCUCCCCGAGUAAAACAGAGUGUGUCGAUUCCAGUGACCCAUAUUAUUCAUUUGAAAUCCAAGUUUUGCCUUCAGACGAGGCCCAACUUAUCUUUGAGCAACUAAAAAGCAAGAUGCCACAAAGAAUGGACACAAACAGGUUGCCAGAAAAAGUCACGCGUAGCUCUUUGGAGGGUGAGCUACCUGAUGUUAUAGAUGUCACUUUGAAUGACUCAAGACCGAAGAAAAAAUCAGUCUUUCCAAUAGAACAGGUUUGUUGCAUUGACAAGUGGAUGAACAGGAUUAUGGGGUCAAGCACACCUUCUUUUAAAUGCCAGUGCAAGAACGAGCCAAGUCAUAAACCUAAAGAUUUCCCUGACAAGACCCUUGAUAAUGAAGAUAUUGCCAUACAAAAGAAAGAUAAACGGUGUGCAAUCAGGUCUGACAGCAAAUUACACUCUGUGGUAGGAGAACAGAAUCAAGCGAAAAGUGGGGAGAACAUUGACAUCUUUUGUCAAACCAUUGACUUGACUCAAGGCGACGACAAUCCUCACUCAUAUUCUGACAGAGAACCAAAGAGCAUUUCCCAGAUUAGCAUAACUAGUAGCCAGUCGAGCAUCACACUCAUAAGUGAAAACAAAGAUCUGGAUUGCUCCAUCAGUGAAAAUGAAAUUUGCAGCCACAUGCUAGACUUUGAAAAGGAUUCUCAAAUGAUAGCAAGUGGCCAGUUAGGCGGUUCAGACAGUAGUGAGAAAGAAAGAAAGCAAUUCUUCAGAAGUGGCACUGAAAUUCAGUCAGACCCUGAGGUGGAUUGUGUAGGAGAUCAGUUGAAAUCUACAGAAAGUACGCUGUCAUGUACUUCGGUCAGUAGAGACAAAGAAAUUGAAAAUCUCAGUGAAAGUGAAGUUGCCAACCAGAUGUCAGCCCUCGAAGAGAACUGUGGACAAGCUCAGCUGACAUCUACAAAUAUGCCAGAGUCAUCAUUGGAAACUAGAGAACAAACACAAAUUAGUGCGACUUCUGCCGUCCAGACAACUGUUGAAAGAAAGCAGAAGAGACUUAGCAGUUAUGAUGGAUUUGUUCCAUUCACGAAGAAAUCAACGAUAUGCAAUCCCCAUGUUGAUUCGCAGUCUGUCCUUGAGGGCGUUUCAAAAUGUGGGAAGGUUUUUCUUGAUGCGACUGAUGGUGUACCUUCAGCCUCAAAUGUUAGAACUGUAGAACUGAUACUCUUUGGCUCAACACAAGACCAGUGCGGUUUACUUGGCAGCAGAAAGAGACAUAUUUCAUCUUCAGAGUCUGGAAUACCAAGGCCUCCAGAAGUUAUCACUGUGAAGCUCAGUCCCUUGAGGAGAAAGUCCCGUGAAACUCUCCCACCAGGGGAAAAUUCAGUCAAACUAAAGAUUCACGAAAAAUGGAGAAGAAGUUUUCCACCAACUAAAAUUAGGCACAGAAAAAAACUGAAAACACAGAUGAGAUCGUUUGCCUCUUUAUCUGGGGUGAAUCACAAGAAAGCUGAAGUGGUUGGCCCUACCAACACCGAGGAGCUGCCAGUUUCCUCUGAAAUGAGGAUCCACAAUAGAAAUGCUAAGCGCAGCCUGAGUCUGAAGAGGAGGAGGUCCUUCUCUAAUGGACUAAAACAUGGAGGGGAGAAGAAGAAGAAGAAGGAUGCAGUCUCACUCAAACAGCGUGCUCAUCAAGAGAGAAGUAAUGGUGGAAAUGGAAGCCUUGCUGUCAAGCCUCUUCAGGAGAACGAGGUCCUGAGGUUCAGUGUGUUACCCAAUACCUUCAACUUCAAAGAUGGAUCCAAUGGGAGAAAGGAAACCAGUGAUCCUGUUCCAGAUAAGCCUGACGUCCCUGAAGGAAAGGAAAAGAGCCACAACAAAUCUGUUGUGAGGCCAAAAGAUACAUGGUGUCCAAAACCUGAGAAGAAGUAUCGUCCUCUACUGUCACCUCCUACCUCCAAGAACUCCAGCCUCUUCCAUGUGUUUCAGAAGAAAUACAUGGAGAGGACACAGCAAUCCAUGGAUGAAUAACAUGACGGGCAGAAGUUUCUUUGGCAUCAGAGACAGUUUUUAAGUCAAAUAUCGUCUUCUCUUUGGGAAAGUCUUCAUUUGGGAAAAUGCCUUUCAAGACUGUCACAGAAAGCAUGUUUUUGAAUAUUGAAGGAGUAAAUUGAAGCCAUUUUUGUUUGUACAGUAUUAGGUCUAAACUGUUCUAAUGUAUACAAGUCACGAGUUCUUAGUCAUUUGCACAUAAAUUGUUAGCUGUUUACAUGGCUGUAAAGGUAUGCAAAUCCAUUACUUGCAAACCAUCUGUGUACUGUUUAUUUCAGUUUAAUAUUUAUAUUUUUCUACAUUAAAAAUAUUUUUCUACAACAUUUGUAUCUUAUACAUAUAUUUUCUGCAAUUUUUGUUGUACUUUUACCUACAUUAAAAAUCCUAUUAAAAUCUCA